GGAUGGCGCAGGAUGUGGCUCUUUCUGAGCAGGUAGUGACGUCUGUGUUUGUCACCUGGAGAGCACCACCAGGACAGGUGGAGGGGUACAUGCUUGUUUUUGGCCUGCGGUCUGUGGACAGGAAGUCUUGGAUUGAGGUGCUUGUCCGGGGCACACGUUAUGAGAUCAGCGAUUUGAUCCCGGGAUCCGACUAUGGUGUCAGUGUUCGGAGCGUGCUGGGCUCAGAAACCAGUCAGGCCGUCCACCGAGAGUUUAGCACACGCCCAGCAGGAUUAUGUGCCCUUCAUGUAGAAAACAUGAACUCAUCCUCUGUCUCUGUGAGCUGGGACAGUGCUGUUGGAGAGUUUGACUUUCACAGAGUCACUGUGGCCAACACGUCAGUCACAAACACACUCACCGUGCCCAGGGAGAAGCGGGUUGCCGUGGUUACAGGUCUGGCGGCUGGCUGCAGCUACAACGUGAGCGCUGAGAGAGUGAGAGGGGUGACAGCAGGGAGCGCUGCCUUUCUGAUUGUGACUACAGUGCCAGCCUGUGUGCGAGGCGUGCGUAUCAUGAAUGUGUCUGCACAUGCAUUCUCGCUUCACUGGGAGCAGGCGGUUGGGUGUGUGGAUCACUACCAAGUCACCCUUUUACCAAACCAAGGAAAAGUCACAGUGCUCCCUGAACGCAACGGAUAUAUUGAGGCCGAUGUGGUGAAUGUCAGUCCGGGGACACAAUACAGUGUAACAAUCUCAACAUCCUCCUCCUCCUCCUCCUCCUCAAACAACAUCAGCCCUGGAGUCAGUCGUAUGAUCAACACUAACGAGAGCGUUCCUGGACCACCGUUUGGCCUUGAAGGAGAAGCUGUAGGAUCUAAUGGUAUUCUUCUCUCCUGGACAACGCCAUCUAAUGGCAAUAAUAUUGACGGAUACGUUAUCAGGUACAAGGAGGUGUGUCCCUACCCUGAUCCCACAUUCACACAGGUGACCAAGUACCUGGACGUCCCAGAGACCCUGCUCACUGACUUCACCUCCGGCUCUACAUACCACAUUGAGGUAGCAGCCAUAUCUCCAGCUGGAAUAGGAGCCUUCAGCAAAUCUUUAUACAUCAAGACAGCUGAGUCCCCCCCUGGCCUGGUGACCAACUUGACAGCGUUUUCUCAGAACCACACCUAUGUGUUGGUUACCUGGUUCCUGCCGCACCGCAUCAACGGCCUCAUCACAAAGUUUGCUGUCAAGGCCAAACACGCUCGUACAGGACAGACGGUUCGCACGCUGGAGGUCAAUGCAGAGGACAUCAUGACCGGGGCGCUGCCUCACUGCAAUGAUGCAGCUGAUAUCCUUUCCCGUGCGACUCCCAGUCCUAUGGAGAUAACGGCAUCGUCGUCACCCAUCACCCUCUCCGCCGUGCCCCCUGCAGCUUCCUGGAGUGUGCCGAUAUCAGUAGGGGUUGAUCAGCUACGCCCUUACACCGCAUAUCUAUUCGAAGUGUCUGCCUUCACCUCUGAUGGAGAGGGACAGAUAGCCUCUACUAUGGUCCGCAUGCCAGAAUCAGCCCCAGAAGACUCCCCAACAAACUUCCUUGUGUUGAAUAUGACAUCUAGAUCUAUAUCUGUGUCCUGGAGCUCUCCCAACAUUAUCACAGGAAAAUUCACCUACGUUCUCUACCUUUAUGGACCUACAGGAUAUUUGUAUGAGAACAGCACAGCAGACACGCGAUUUGCUCUGACCGGUUUGAGCCCCUUCACAAGGUACACGUUGGCCGUCAGAGCCAAAGCUUCUGGAGAAGUAGGCCCAGCAGCAGAGAAUGAUGUAAUUACACCUGCAGAAGCUCCCAGUGCAGUGCAGGACCUAAUGGCUGAAGCUGAGGAUUCAGUUUCAAUCCGUGUGAGUUGGAGGAUCCCUGCCCAGCCCAAUGGUCCAAUCGUACAGUACAAACUGCAGGUUCUGUUGGGCGACACCCUGCUGCAGGACAUCACUCUCACUGCUGAAAUGAAUACAACUGAUUUGCAGGAAGAUGAAACUGUUCCCCCUGAUGUCAGUAACAAUCCGGGGCGACGUGUAACAAUGAGAGAGGAGGUGAUGGACUUUUCGUCUGAGGAGUUGUCUUACCUGGUGUCAGAUCUGAAUCCCUUCACCGAGUACAAGUUCAGGGUCACUGCUUCCACACCAGUGGGAGAGGGUCCUGCAACAGAUAUCACUGAGAAGACCAGGGAGCAGGUCCCUAGCUCAGUGCUGGAAGUGUCCUAUCAAAACAUCAGCUCCACCUCCAUACUAGUGAACUGGGCGCCACCGCUUAACCCCAACGGGCGGAUCACACAUUACACCGUCUACGGCCUCAAACUGCACAGUGAUCAGGCCCUCAAGUGGUCUACCGACACUACCAGCAUAUUGAUAACAGAUCUGGACAAGUAUACUGGUUAUAAGCUACGCGUAGCUGCUUCUACAGCCGUGGGAGAGAGCGCCCUGUCGGAGGAAGAUGACAUCUUUGUUUUCACCUUAGAGGACGAGCCUGACUCCCCACCUGUGAACCUCACUCUGGUAGCCACCAGCCCCCUCGCCACCACCUUGGCUUGGUCUGCCCCAGAGCAAGCCAAUGGGAUGAUCCAAUAUUACGAGGUCCAGUAUGAGAACGAGUCCUACUCUGAGUUACUGAACACCUCCUCAAACACAGCAACUCUGAUGAACCUGAAGCCUUUCUCCUACUACAACGUGACUGUGAGGGCUUACACUCGUUACGGCCACGGCAACCAAACGUCAGAAUCUUUGUACCUGCUGUCCGGAGAGGACGUCCCAGGCAGUCCUCCCUAUGACAUCACUUAUGAGUCGGUCAGUCCCAGCGAGGUGAACGUGACCUGGCAGUCUCCUCUGCUGCCUAACGGGGUCAUUACCCACUACAGCCUGCAGCUGUGGAACUCCAGUCACUACCUGAACCUCACCUCCCCAACCAACUACAUCCUCAUUACACAUCUGAGGAAGUACGCUAACUACCGCGUCAUGGUGCAAGCACAUACACGUGUGGGGCCUGGGAACUACAGCAGUGAGCCGCUGAACAUCACUACACUGGAGGAUGUGCCAAGUGACUCAGUGAAAAACCUGACCGCUCAGAUCUUCAGCUCCACUGCCAUCAUCGUCAGCUGGGACCCUCCCCUGGAGCCCAAUGGCCGUCCAACCUACCUGCUCACCUUACAGGAAGCCAGCAUCUUCCCAGACCAAACCUACCAAGGGGCUCCAGCUGUCAACAAGACCAUCAAGCAUAGCACGACUGACACAGUGUUUCUGUUCACCAGAUUGAGGAAAUAUUUCCCCUAUGUGUUGACUGUUACCCCGGCAACUCGUGCUGGCGCGGCCUACAAUCAUACCAGCACAAUGUAUCUGCGGACAGAUGAUGAUAUUCCUAGUUCUGCUCCGGUGCUGGUGUCCACGCAGAAUCUGUCGUCAUCCUCUAUCGCGAUGGUCUGGCUGCGCCCUCUGGAGGCCAACGGGGAGAUAACAGAAUAUACCCUCACUCUGUUCGGCCAAGGGGGCUCCAACACAACUCAAACCCCCAACACCUCGUUCAUCCUCACCAACCUGCUUCCAUAUACACCUUACAACCUCACUAUAACAGCUGCUACGCGUAAAGGCUCAGGACCCUACCUGCUGCUGCAGCUGCACACCGAUGAAGGAGGCCCCAUGUCCCCUCCCCGUAACCUGAGCAUAUAUAACCACACAGCAGUCUCUGUGUGGCUGAGCUGGGAGCCUCCUCUGGAGCCCAAUGGAGUGGUGAUACAGUACGGCUUCAGGAUCCGAGACCUCAUCACACACACCGUCACACACAGGAAUUCCUCUGGGCCGUCGACUAUCGAGAAUCUUUCAGGCUUCAGGCCUCAUAGCUCCUACGAGAUCAGUGUUUACAGUUACACCAGAGUGGGCCAUGGGAAUCAGUUCAGCAGCCCUGUGACCUUCACCACUAACGAGUCAGUGUCUGACGCUGUGGGGAACUUGUCUUGCUCUGGAGUGAGCUGGGAUUCAAUUCAGCUGUUUUGGGAACUUCCAAGCAACCCUAAUGGGCAGAUAAUGUUUUACGAGAUUCUGCUGGAGGUUGACUCGCAGUCACACACACACCAGGCUUACACACCAGAGUACACAGUGACGGGGCUGUCUCCAGACCAGGAGUACGCUCUCACUGUGUCUGCAGUUAACUCUGCAGGACCUGGAGACAGCCUGAACUGUACCGCUUCCACUCUCUCUGAAUCAGCCCCCGCUGCCCCUCGUUUCCUCACCAUAUCUCAGGUCACCUCUAACAAUGUGACACUUCAGUGGGCUGCACCGCUUUCCAUUCCCGGCCUGCUGAAAGAGUACCAUGUCAUUGCACAGCUGCUUUCCACUGUUUGCGAACCAAACACAAUAACUACGGCACAGCCGGCCCCAGAGGACGAGCUGACCUCACACUGCAUAGAAUCUAAUGUCGCAGUGUCGGUGAAUGCUUCGGACGACAUUGGUGGUAGCCUCAGCGCCACACUCGAAUCCCUGGCUAAGUACCGAUACUACCGCUUCAAGGUGGCUGCUGUGACCAACGCUGGGGUUGGAGAAUAUACACACUGGAAUUAUGCACGCACCUUGGCUGGAAACCCUGAUGACCCUCCCCAGGACCUACAAGUGACCGCCACCUCCAGCGGCCUUUACAUCACAUGGAACCCUCCAGCUGUUAUCUCUGGACCCACUUCCUAUCUUGUGCAGGUGGAUGGUCCCGGUUUGAACGUUUCUACAGUCCGGGCUCCAGGAGAGUUGACGACGGUUGUUGUGACUGAGCUCACUGCUUUCACUCGUUACCAUGUGACGAUCACUGCCUUUACCGGUCCAUUGGAGCAUGCUGCCAUCGAUGGAAAAGCUAUCGGGCCGAUUGAAUUUCAAACGCUGGAGGAGGAGCCCAAGGACCCUCCCAAGAACGUGGUAGUAUCAGUCAUACCAGAGAUGGUGAACCAAGUGAAGGUGACCUUCACCCCUCCAGAGGAGCCCAAUGGAAACAUUACAUCCUACUUUGUGUACAUCUACGAAAAGGACCAACUAGUCAAGAACAUCAGCCUUAAUGUGACCCACAGAGACCAACACAUGCUGACCGCUGUCAUUGAGGGUCUAAAGGGAGGACACAGCUACAGCAUACAGAUUUCAGCUAAGAACGGGGCAGGUCUAAGCCCACCCAGCUCUCAAGUUCGUAUAACUACAGGGAUCACAGCUCCGGCCAAGCCAACGCAAAGACCCCAGGCAGUGCUGGGCCAUGGAGGGGUUGCCAUGGUAACCCACAGGAGUAUCACCAUCCGCAUGCCUGCCUGUUUCUAUAGUGACGACAAUGGACCAAUCACAAAAAUUCAGGUCAUCGUGGCCGAGUCAGGGGUGAAGGACAUCCAGAACCUGACCAACUGGAAGAAUGCAUUCUUCCAUCGACCUGCCCCUUACCUGACUGACAUGGGGUUCCCCAACCCACCGUGUCCUCUGGGGGACGAGGUGCAGCGCACGGACGCACACGUCAGAGGUGGUCGCAGUGUGUCUGCACGUGGCCGGCCCACAGUGAGGAACAAUAACACCACAGCAGGAACCUACGUGAUCGGAGGGAACAAUGACUGUAUAAAGGAGAACAACACUGAUAAUUUCUGCAACGGACCUCUGAAGCCAAAAACAGUCUAUGUGUUUAAGUUCAGAGCCACUAAUAUAAAUGGCCAAUACACAGAUUCCGUGUACUCGGAGCAUGUCAAGACUUCAGUGGACGGGCUGUUGACCAGAGAAGAGCAGAUCAUUCUGGGGGUUUUGCUCUCCGUCACCUUGGCUGUGUUGCUCAUCGUUAUCAUCUGUGGCUCCGUCAAGAUCCAUCAGCGCAAGAAGGAGGGCGGGACUUAUUCACCCAGAGAGGCAGAGAUCAUAGAGACCAAGUGUAAACUGGAUCAGCUGAUUGCUGUGGCAGAUCUGGAGCUCAAACAAGAAAAACUCAACCGGUAUUCUUCCUUCUUCUUUAGACGGAAAGAGAUUUAUGUGAUCCAGCUGCUCAGCUACAGGAAAUCACUCAAGCCUGUCAACAAGAAGUCUUUCCUGCAGCAUGUGGAGGAUCUGUGCGCCAACGACAACUCCAAGUUCCAGGAGGAGUUUGCUGAGCUACCAAAACUGCUGCAGGACCUGGCCACCACCGAUGCUGACCUGCCCUGGAACAAAUCCAAAAACCGCUUCCCAAACAUCAAACCUUACAAUAACAACCGAGUGAAACUGCUGUCAGAACCGGGCACUGCGGGCUCUGACUUCAUCAACGCCAGCUUUGUGUCAGGCUACCUUUGUCCAAACGAGUUCAUAGCCACCCAGGGUCCUCUGCCGGGCACAGUGGCAGACUUUUGGAGGAUGAUCUGGGAAACAGGAACCCGCACCAUCGCCAUGCUCACGCAGUGUUACGAGAAAGGCAGAAUUCGGUGUCACAAGUACUGGCCAGAGGACAAUAAGCCGAUGUCGGUGUUUAGUGACAUUCUCAUCUCAAAAGUGUCAGAGGAAGUCCUUCCUGACUGGACUGUCAGAACCCUGAAAGUAGAAAAGCAUGGGCACUACAUUCUGGUUCGCCACUUCAACUACACAUCGUGGCCUGAGCACGGAGUCCCAGAGUCCUGCAGCACUCUCAUCAAGUUUGUCAAAGCUGUCCGAGCCCACAGGCACGACAACACCACUAUAGUGGUCCACUGCAGUGCUGGUGUGGGCAGAACAGGUGUAUUCAUCGCUCUCGACCACCUCAUUCAGCACGUCAGAGAUCAUGACUUUGUGGAUAUUUACGGCCUGGUGGCCGAACUCCGCAGCGAGAGGAUGUGUAUGGUACAGAAUCUGGCCCAGUACAUCUUCCUGCACCAAAGUACGCUAGAGCUUCUAAACAACAAAGGCAACAGCCAGUCCAUCUGGUUUGUCAGCUAUUCUGCCCUGGAAAAGAUGGACUCCCUGGACGCUAUGGAGGGUGAUGUUGAGCUGGAAUGGGAAGAAACCACUAUGUAAAGACUGACUGAGAGACACCUUUUCCUGAGAGAGAGUAACGCUUGUCGGGAGGCGGUCUGUGCGAUGGACCCAACUGCUCCACUACACAACAUUAGAGGGAGGUGCAGGAGAAACAGGAAGCGAACAGCACAGUUUAAACUGAGCGAUCUGUCAGACGACUCUGUUCCUCCACCUCAACCCACUUUUCUGCAGAUUACCCCCUUUAAUAAACCUCUUGUCCACUUGUUUUCAAAGACAGUGAGAAACAAAAGGGAGACAGAAUUUCAGGAACGUUGAAAGCGGUGAGCUGACUGUGAGAGCUCUAUGACAUCUGUAAUCUUACAGGCAUUUUGCACAAACUGAUUCCACUGUGUAUUGUAAUUAUUGUACUAUGUUGAUAUCAUCUAUGUUUUUGUAAGAUAAUUUAUUCAGCCAGCCAAAAUGGUGUUUUGUUUCAAUCUCUUGAUAAAUCUGACGAAGAGUCGACAAUAUUUACGUUUUGUUUAUCCUUUCUCAAGAGUGAUUUGCAAAAAUAAAAGCAACUUGUAUUUUU
Messenger RNA from Eleginops maclovinus (Patagonian blennie), 7509 nucleotides. It is a transcript of the gene ptprq, whose product is annotated as protein tyrosine phosphatase receptor type Q. Gene Ontology annotation, molecular function: protein binding; protein tyrosine phosphatase activity. The transcript is spliced from 45 exons. Gene Ontology annotation, biological process: protein dephosphorylation. The record is from RefSeq and is a predicted model, not a curated record. The coding region runs from base 3 to 6977 and encodes 2324 amino acids. Lineage: Eukaryota; Metazoa; Chordata; Actinopteri; Perciformes; Eleginopidae.